Messenger RNA from Penaeus chinensis, 885 nucleotides. Its product is annotated as glycine-rich cell wall structural protein 1.0-like. The record is from RefSeq and is a predicted model, not a curated record. NCBI's taxonomy places the organism in Eukaryota, Metazoa, Arthropoda, Malacostraca, Decapoda, Penaeidae. Bases 1 to 885 code for a protein of 294 amino acids. The transcript is spliced from 6 exons.
AUGGCGGAGGAAGUGGAGGCGGUGGAUUUGGCGGUAGUGGAGGUGGAGGCCAUGGAGGCGGCGGAUUCGGAGGUGGUGGAUUUGGUGGCAGCAGCGGCGGCGGCGGCGGCGGCAGUGGCGGUGGAUACGGUGGAGGCAGUGGAGGCGGAGGCGGUGGCAGUGUUGUUGCCGGAAUUCUGUCGCACUGCAAACAGUGCAAUGAACUCGAAUACAGCCGACACUGAUCAACUCAGAGCAAUUCCGGAACCCAGUCGGAUCUGGCAACUCAGUGAAGGACGAAUCACAUGCUAUAAAUAUGCGGUCGAAGUCGAUCAAGCUACACUUGCAAUAGGUUCUUCAGAAGCAGUAAAAGAUAAAUUAAAAAAAGACAUGGCAGCUCAACGUCCGCUGGUGAUGUUGGCGGCGAUGAUGGCCAUGGUGUACAUGGCGGCGGCAAGUGGCAAUGGCGGUGGAGGAGGUGGAGGAAGUGGAGGCGGUGGAUUUGGCGGUAGUGGAGGUGGAGGCCAUGGAAGCGGCGGAUUUGGAAGUGGUGGAUUUGGUGGCAGCAGCGGCGGCGGCGGCAGUGGCGGUGGAUACGGUGGAGGCAGUGGAGGCGGAGGCGGUGGCAGUGUAGUUGCCGGAAUUCUGGUUGGCAGUGGAACUCUCUCGGGAGGAGGCGGUGGUGGUGGCGGCAGCGGCUACGGAGGCGGAAGCGGAGGCGGUUUUGGUGGAGGAAGCGGAGGCGGAUUUGGUGGGGGAAGUGGAGGUGGAUUUGGAGGACACGGAGGCGGCAGCGCAGGUGGCAGCGGUUCAGGCGGAUACGGAGGUCGCACUGCAAAGAGUGCAAUGAACUCGAAUACAGCCAAAAGUGGUCAACUAAGAGCAAUUCAGAAUCCCAGUCGAUAA